CAGACGCUCUCCUUCUUCGCUCUUUUGUACGUUGUAAGCGAGCUGAAUAGUCGUUGUUUCAGAUGUCUUUGUUGGUUCUUUUGCGGUGGUGACUGUAUAGUCGAGAAUAGCGUGUUAUUGUCCAUACACGUCGAAGCGCAGCAAUUAAGAAACUGACCUCCAAUCAGUAACUGCGUGUUCAUUCGCUCUGUGUUUUCGAGAAUUAGAAACAUCACUAGCAACGGAGAGUCUUGAUGAGGGCUGCUUUUUCGUAUUUAUAUGCUAGAUUGUUAUUACAGACGAAUAGGAUAGUCCAGACCACGGCGGCAGCGGUAUCGCCAGCACGAGCAACAACAACAGCAGAGGUGCAACGUUGCGGUGGUGGGUGAUUGGUGUGGUCGGUGUUUGGCCUGUCGGUGUCGUCGUCGUCUGUUCGUUCCUUCGUUUGUUGUUUGGUCGUGGUACUACUUCUCGUGGUUUUCUCGUUUGUUCGUUGAUUGAAUGGUUGUAUAUUGGGCUUGGUCGUCACAUACUGGCCAACUACGCUUUAUUUGCACUCUCUUGAGAGUUAGUAGUUCGCACAUCUUCGUUAAUAAUCAUUAGAAAUUGCCACCCCUAGCUGGAACAGCUAGUAGUAACAAUUCUGUAGAACUGAACGACGCUUUGCAGCGGAGCCAAAUUGUAUCUGGUUUUAAGUGGGCACAGUGGCCGCCGAAUAGAAGGCCUGACGGAUCACGCACGCACACGCUCCAGCCAAUGAGUCAAUGCCAGCUAUAUAGGGCAAAAACGUCACUUGAAGAGAAGUUUGCUGAAAUCGAGCGGUCUUAUAUUUUAAAGGCGAAAAAUGAAGAGAAAUCGCGCACGAUGACGCAGGAACGUAAAGGUUCUGUGGUAAUGCAGGGCACCCUGCGGGACAUCCUUACAGUGAUUGAAAAGAAAAUACGUAACCUCGAAAAGAGAAAGACUCGCUUGGAGCAGGUUGAGAAGGAUGUAGAAAUGGGAAAGGAGGUUAGUGAAAACCAGCGUUCAGCCCUCUCGAAGAAGGAUCAGGUGUCAGAUAUGCUAGAAGUGUGCCGGGAUUUUUUGCAAACGGCAGAACAGUUGGCAAAGAACGAAGAAGCCGUCGCGCGUACCCGUGCGAAAAAGGAACAACGCGAAGCUAAUCAGAGAACCAUUGAUACCCUUGGAAAGGUGAUGCGCUUACAAUUUUUGCUCGGCGAGGCUCUCCGUCGAGAAGAAUCCGAUGACGAUAAUCGAGCAUUAGAAGCGCUUCGUCAAUCUGUUGAUGAAGCGAGCGCAAAGGAUUUCGGGAAAGUUGCUGAACUUUGGUUAAAUGUACUUGAAGCAAAGCCUAAGGAAUUCGUUGCAGGUGUCACGUUUGAGGCUGUACACGCAAAACUGUCUUCAAUGGGUGAACUACUGGCUAAGUUGGAUGAGGUAUCACUAUGUACGGACGGUCUAGAAAAUUCUGGAAAGAACGAGGGAUUCGGGCCUUUAACUAAUAUUCGCGGCGAUUCGCCUUUAAACCCGGACGCCGUGAUAUCGGACAUGGAAUCCACAACAGGUGGCAUCGUGGAAACCCAGCCCUCAGAAGAACCGCCGUCCAUGCAUAAUGUGGGAUCAGCUGGAGACCAACAUCAACAGCUCCCUCUCGAACAGACAGAUAGCUUUUCGACUGUGACAGCCCCCAGUAUGCAACAACUUCAGCAACAGAUCCAUGACCAGCAAAUGGCUUCUACUCACCACGCCGUUUCCCCUGUACCCGCAGUUCAUCACCAUCCUGCUGCCAUUCUACUCAAGGGCAAGAAGGGCGGUGAAGACAUGUUCUGUACGGUGGCCUUCUACUCGCACGCUCCGAUUGACGACUACCGAUAUCUCCUGCCGCCUCGCGAACUUGUGCCUCCUAUUCCGCAGGUUAUAAAUCAUCAGAGUGCUCAUCCGGCGCCGCAUCCUGGUGUUCACCAUGGGACUAGUCACGGGCAUCAUCCCAGCCAUGGUGGCCUUAUGGCAGUUAUUCCCGGUAUGAAUGUCGUCCCAGUGUCACCGGUGCAGGAACAGCAGUCACAGUCAUUAAAAGAGGAGAAUAAUGGUGAUACGAUUCAGUUUGGGUCGGUUGAAAAUGCACUGACCGUUCAAUCUCAACAGCAUCACAUACAACCACCUCACCAUAUCAACGGGACUCCAUGUUGUGCUACCGAGCCGAGCCCCGCUGUUACGGUACCGGAUUUAGAUUCCAUGUUUGAAGAUCGUGAGUUUGAUUUCUUUCAGGAUGACCAGUUGCCAUCGACAUUUUCUAAUGCGUCUCCGUGCUCUGCUUUAGUACGUGUGCCCUCAUCAUUAGCCAGGUAUUACGAUCACAUGCACCCGUCGAGCAAAGGGUCACAAUCAUUAACUGUAGAUAAAAACCUCCCCAUUGAGAAGCAAAGAGAAAUCUACGAGGAUUGCAAAAGAAUGGAAGAAAACUUGUUUAUGCUCCGACAAAAGUUUGCACAAGGGUUAAAAAAUACGAGAAGUGAUGACACACAACAACAGAACGGAACUACGGAAGGGCAAAAAGUCGAUGCCACGAAUGAGAUUCGUAUAGCAGAACAACAUCCGCAACAUGGAUAUAACGCCAGAGAUAACAGAAGAUCUCCAAGAGACAACAACAGUCGCGGAGACCACCAUGAUCAGAGUCAGCAACAGCCGGUGCACAAGGGGAGCAGUAAUAAUAUCGGCUACUAUCGAGGAGCAAGUGCCGGUGGUAGCCGCGGCAACCGCAGCGGGCACAAAGGUGGCCAUUACGCUGAUUCAAGUGGACGAAACAACUGGUCAGAUAAUCGGAGAGGCGGAGAUAACAGCAGUAACAGUCGAGGGAACUCCUCUUGGAAUGGCCGUAAUGAUCGAGCUGGGUAUACUAACGGACCCCGGCAUCAUGGGGGCAACAAUGGCGGGGGCUAUGGCAACCGGAACGGCGGUAUGAUGACCCGCAGAGCGUAAGAACUACGGAGUUUAAAAGGAGAAAUGAGGGAAAGCAACGAAGUUGUCGCAGUGAUUGUAUAGGUAGCCCGUGGUAGAAUGCAAGGAGAUGGAAGAGAAAUAGGGUGACUUGUGGACGUCAACACAAUAGAGGUAACAAUUUCGGCUAGAGGAAAUUACUAUGAGGUACCGACGACAAGUGAUAAUGGUGACGAGAAUUGUAAAUUGCAGAAAAUAAUUUUUACCUGCUUUGAAAAAAAGAUUCGGUGGAAAUGGUAAGGUGGUAGAAAAAGAGAAAAGUGAUAUGCUAUAAAUAAUGUUUAAACUGUCUCGGUAGAUAGCUAUGCCGUUGAUACCGAUAUUUAAAAUAUGGUAGUAGGCGUUACUUAUUUCUGAUUAAACGAGGCAACGUUGCACAUAGAAGUCAGGCAGUAUACACAGUUGUACUUUUGUAGUUUGAAUCAUUUGCUCUUUUGUGGCAUGAAGAAGUGAGCGAACGCAAUAAUUUUCCAUCUAUUUCCUUCUUAUAGAUAUCGUUACUCUCCUGAGGGUUCGUUUGGCUUUGACCCCCCCCCCCCUUUUGUUUUUCUAAAUUGACGUUCGUCCAUGACUGUUUGAGUGCUGCAAUA
Messenger RNA from Varroa destructor (honeybee mite), 3566 nucleotides. RefSeq lists its product as uncharacterized. Lineage: Eukaryota; Metazoa; Arthropoda; Arachnida; Mesostigmata; Varroidae. The record is from RefSeq and is a predicted model, not a curated record.